Molecule: messenger RNA, 1077 nt
Organism: Volvox carteri f. nagariensis
Lineage: Eukaryota; Viridiplantae; Chlorophyta; Chlorophyceae; Chlamydomonadales; Volvocaceae
Exons: 5
Coding region: 1-1077 (358 amino acids)
Source: RefSeq, a predicted model, not a curated record
AUGCAGCAACAGCUAUCCUAUUCAUGCGGAUCGCGCGGCGUAGGUUUGAGCGGUUCUCGUCGGUUCGGUCGUAGAGUAGCGCCGCGGCUGGUUGUACGCGCUCACGGGCACGCAAGCUUUCCAGAGGAGCAGGAAGCUGAGGAGCAGCCCUCAACAUCAUAUUCGCCAGCGGCACGGCGGGCUUACGCGCACAUCGUGGCUCCGCAGCGCAUUGGCGCGGAGUACGGCGAGGGUUUCCUACAGUUUCGGCACGGAGGCGAGCCCAGGCGCCUUGAUGUGGCCGCUCUCAACGAACAGCUGAAGGCGGGGGGCGCCCUCCGGAUGCGGUUUCAGUUGCGACCUGACGAAGCAUACGGCACGGUGUUUGACUUUGACACGGUUAUUGCGGACACGGCGGGAGCAUAUCGCCGUGCGUGGCGUCGGGUGGCGGCUGAGCGCGGCUUGCCGCUGCACCCUCUAGCUCGACUGAGCAUGCACAACACAGCACCAGAGAGAAUCAUUAUGGACGUGAACGGGUUGGAGGCGGGUCAGCAGCGGCAGCAGCAGCCCUCCCAAUCCCAGCAGCCGCAGCUGCAGCCGCACCAGGCCGGGGAGCCGCAGCCAGGCGUACGGGACUGGCUUAAUGCACUCACCAGCUUUAAUGUGCCUGUAGCGCUGGUUUCGGUGCUGGACAAGGCGACUGUACGACGAGCUUUGGAACGAAUGCACUUACACGAUCAUUUCCAGGUGCUGGUGACAGCGGAGGACGAGUUGGAGUCCACUGCUCAGCGGUACCUGUCAGCCGCUCUGCAGAUGCAGCGACCUCCCAACAUGUGCGCGGUGUUUGGCGCCACUCCAGAGGCAGUGACGGCGGCACACAACUGCACCAUGAAGGCCGUGGCUGUGGCAAUAUCCCCCGAUUACCCCGCGUACAAGCUCCGCACCGCCGACGUGACGGUGGCCUCCCUGGACCAGCUCACCGUCUACAACCUGAGAAGACUGUUUGCCAAUGCGGGAGAUGAGUUCAUGGACCUCAGGAAGCAACGCAGCGACGAUCAGCCCCGGAACAAGCGCAGGACAGCAAACGCCAUGUUGUAA